Penicillium diatomitis is the source of this 1455-nucleotide messenger RNA. RefSeq lists its product as uncharacterized. Gene Ontology annotation, biological process: glycerophospholipid biosynthetic process. The record is from RefSeq and is a predicted model, not a curated record. Gene Ontology annotation, cellular component: mitochondrion. The coding region runs from base 1 to 1455 and encodes 484 amino acids. The transcript has 2 exons. Lineage: Eukaryota; Fungi; Ascomycota; Eurotiomycetes; Eurotiales; Aspergillaceae.
AUGACCUCUCCCGGUGCUCCCAACGGAGCCGACACUGCUCCUCAGGACGUCGCUCCGAAUGAGAUGCCCGCCGAGAUUCCUCGUCCCAGCGAGCAAGGAAAGGGUCUCGGACACAGCCUGGAGGUGACGAGCAGCUCCGGCCAGACCAUUGAGGUCCCCGCUACCCGAAGCUCGAUCAGUGACACGCACAUGCAGCGAUUGAGUCUGUCACCCUCCAUGAAGGACCGCCGCGGUUCUCGCAACUCCUUUGGUGUCUCGCUGCCGAUUCCUCGCGAGCCGCGCAAGUCAUCACGUCUCUCCGUCGUGGGCAAGCCCACCACUCAUGUGCGCAACAUCUUGGCCUCUGAGCUCCAGGACCAGGAGAAGGAGAAGGUCAAGAAGGUCAAGAACAUGUGCUUCUGUUUCGAUAUUGACGGUGUGCUGGCACACGGUAACAAUGCCAUUGCGGAGGCCCAGGCCUGUCUCAAGAUGUUGAACGGUGACAACGAGCUCGGCAUCCAAUUCCCCUACAUUCUUCUCACCAACGGUGGUGGUAAGACCGAGGAGGCUCGUUGCGCCCAGCUCUCCGAAGUUCUCGGUGUUCCCAUCUCCACCGACCAGUUCAUUCAAUCUCACACCCCCAUGCAGGCGCUGGCCGAGUACUACGAAAAUGUCCUGGUCUGCGGUGGUGAGGGAUUCAAGGUCCGCGAGGUCGCCGAACACUACGGAUUCAAGAAUGUCAUUCACCCCAAGGAUAUCUUGGCCUGGGACCCGACAAUUUCUCCCUGCCGCAAGUUCACCGAGGAGGAGCAGAAGCUCGCCAAGCCCCGCGACUUCUCCAAGUUCAAGUUCGACGCCAUCAUGUGCUUCGCCGAGUCCCACGACCAGUCCACUGAGUUCCAGAUCAUUCUCGAUCUGCUGCUCAGCGCCAACGGCAAGCUGCUCACCCGCGCGAAGAAUCCCGCCGCUCGCGAUGCCGUCGCUGGCCACAUCCCCAUCUACUUCUCCCAGGGUGACUUGCUCUGCCCCACCGAGCACAAGGGUCCCCCACGUCUCCACCUCGGUGCGUUCCGUGUUGCGCUUGAGGCCCAGUACAAGGCCCUCACCGGCCGUGAUCUCGAACGUAUCGUCUACGGUAAGCCCGAGCGUGCCACCUACAUUGUUGCCGACGAGAUCAUCAAGUCCUGGAUGGAGGAGAUCCACGGCGAGAAGCGUCUGCCUGAGAACGUCUACAUGAUCGGUGAUAACCCUCAGUCCGACAUCAUCGGUGGUAACCUCUACGGCUGGAACACCUGCCUGGUUCGCACUGGUGUCUUCCAGGGUCAGGGCAACGACGAAAACAACCCCGCCAACUUUGGCGUCUUCGAUCACGUCUACGACGCCGUCAAGGCUGCCAUCAAGAAGGAGAUUGGUGAUGACUUCAAGUUCAAGUGGGACCCCAAGAAGCACUCUCCUCACGGCUCUGCCGUCGAGUAA